Osmia bicornis bicornis is the source of this 6463-nucleotide messenger RNA. RefSeq lists its product as uncharacterized. Bases 306 to 1766 code for a protein of 486 amino acids. The transcript is spliced from 7 exons. The record is from RefSeq and is a predicted model, not a curated record. NCBI's taxonomy places the organism in Eukaryota, Metazoa, Arthropoda, Insecta, Hymenoptera, Megachilidae.
GGUACGGCACUGUACACUAGUCUACAGAGCCCGCAUUGAAGGCAGUUCUCGUCUCACGAUGGGACGAAGUCGUGGUUUUUCCAACGUAUUAGUGCGAUUCGCGAUUUUUGUGAAACACAAUCGCGAAUUUUCCAAUGUUUCACUGAUGUGAAUCCACGGCGAAUGCGGCGUCCAUAGGAAGAGGAGAACUUCUCGAAGGAUAGAAGCGGUUUCACUGUGAUACUGGGCGGUGUCAGGUUAGGUUUCGAGGCAAGGAGGAAGUAAAAAGCACAAAACUGGCGUCGCUGACGGGUUGCGUCUCGACGAUGGUCGACGACGAGGAACAGGAGGAGCUGAGGUGCACAGGUAGCGACGUCGAGAUCGAGGAAUACACCGACACCGAGGAAUCGCCAUAUGUCACUUAUCAGGCCACCGAUAAGCUGUUCGAUACGGACCGAGCUGGCUGGCAAAAGUUCAGCUUCAUCGCCACCCUUCUGAUCGUUGUCCUCUCCGUCACUUUUUUGAUUAUCGCCUAUCCUCUUUAUCUGAACAGUAUCAGCACCGUAUCAAAUGCUUAUACAGGUCUACUUUUUACUGCCCUGAGCUCCACCUGUCUCCUUGGAAUCAUAUGGUUUAUCAUUGAGAAGGUAUCACCACCGCCUGCGUUGAUUCCAAACAGCAUGAAAAUCAAGAUACCUCGUUGUGCCCUGGUGAAGAUAAGCCUGAUCUAUGCUUUCUCUGGCAUUGUCACCACCCUUGCUCUUGAUCAAAACCGAGUCCUCUGUCACUUGCAAGACCCAAUCAAAGGCAUCACCCUGGUCUUCUCUCUGGUUUACUAUUUCUUCUUCUGUCGCAAAAUGAUGAGCUUGCAACGAAUCUUCUCGAGCACCACCAUAAUAGUCGGCUUGUUCAUAAGCGUUGAUUACGGUCUUUGCGACGAGUUUCGAUGCAGAGGAAGGGAAGUUUCACCUCACGCCGCUUCUAUAAGGGAGUCCUGGGGUGCAAGGGCUGUUUGGACGUUCGUCUAUGUCGGCGCGCUCGCCGCUUUUGCCAUGUUCUUCACGCUGCUCGAGGGUCAUUACACCACAGAGCAACAAAAUAUGUGCCAUGUGAUGGCGAAUCAACAGAAUUCAUUCCUAUACACGGUGUCGCGUUUGGUGUCGUCCCGGGACAUUCGGAGACGCGGAUCCGAGGAAGAAGGCGGUAGAUUGCUUCACGUGACGGAUCCUGAUCCCACCGUUAAACCCAAACACUUUCCAAAGCCUCCGAUUCUUGAAACUCUCUUCUACAUACACCUAAUAGCAUUUUUUGCUAUUCUCACCAUGAGCUGGGUGGAUACUUUACCAGGGAUAGGCAGGGGAUAUUCACCAGUGGAACUAUACCGUACUGUUGAACACGGUUUAACUUGUCAUUUUAAAAACACAGAAUCCUGCUCAAACGUUUCUAUUCACGGAUGGACCUUCCUGAUAGCGUACACAGUCUUCUCAAUUUCUGUAUUAAACUUUCUGUCCAUGUGCGAAAGUGCUGUAUUCACCGUCGCCGCCGCUACCGUUUCUCUUCCUCUGUCCGGGAUUUGGUGGAGCAUUUAUAAAAUGGACAUCGGUGUACACGGUGGUUCUAUCUCGUGGUCACCGGGGGUCACUGGAGAACUGAUCUGCGCGCUUCUUGGACUUCCCGUGGUUCUUCUAGGCCUGGGAUUACUGGUCCGAUCACACUUCAGGGACACUCAACCCUCGUACUUGACGAUGCAACCGCCAGAGGUGCAAUGCGAACAUUCCCAGAGAUGAACUUCCUCCCUCGAACCCUCUUCAACCUUCCCUGAAGAAAUCUAACUUCCUCCGAAGAAUUCGUUUAAUUAAUUAAGCCCUGGAGCAUAAAAAUAUCGUAUACUUUGAAAGCAGAAAUGAUUUUAAAAACCAGACUGACAGAUAUCCUGAUCAAUUCUCAAUCUCAGGAUUUUUCAGUUAAAGAAUGACUAAUGAAAACAUUAUCUGGAACACCGUCACAGCAAUUCCUGUAGCAGAUGUUACGGACAUUUAGAACAGUCGUUUGGCUCCAUUGAAUUGAUUGAACGAAUUUUUUCAAAGUUUCUUCUCCGAACGUAGGAGGGAAAAACUUUUCUGUACGGUUGUGAUAGGGGCGCAGGGUUGGGGGAAAAGCGAUAAUAUUGAUUAUCUCGUGCACACGAAACCCGAAUAAAAAGAACGGAGAAGGAAGGAGAAAAGCGAUCAAUGUUUCCUAUGUAUUGCUAGCGCGAACAUCCGUCUAGCCACACAACGUUAUUGCCAAUUUAUAUUUUAUUUUGAUAACGAAAUAUUUCAUAUUUUCGAGAGAACGUUCUAAUUACACGUGUUAUUACUUGUACAAGAAGGUAUGCGUGUGUUUAUGAAUGGAUGAGCGUAAAAAAGAGUUACAGAAAAUAUUUUAUAAAGUCAAACUGGUAUGCACUGUUCGAACGAUGGUUACAUGAUAAAAUCAGUGUGCCCGAAUUGAUACGGUGUGAACAUUCGGGUAACCAUAAAUAAUAAUUUACUUAUCGUAUACAAACGUCUGAAUACAUACUUCAGUCUCUGUGGUUUGCAUUCACAGACUGAUGAGGGAUAACAGAGAAAGAGAAAUUUCAAUUUUAAACAUUCCUAUGACGCUCAUUUUAUUCUAUGAAAUUUCCAUUCUUUCCUGACUCUGUGAUGUUUGAUUCAAAGAAACAAAUGGGUGCAAUGCAUUUGCCAAAAGUGAAGGGUUAAAUGCCCUGUGGUAGAGUUUUCAGUAUUAUUAGACAAAUCGAAUGCGUACGUAUGUGAAAGCACAACUUUUAUGUCAGAAACUUAGACCACGUGUUCAGAUUACAGUAAAACCUCCAUAAGUCGUCACUCAAGGGACUUAAACGGGUUAAAAAGAAAAAAAAAAUACUGAUCGAAUUGAGUAUCGAACGAUGUAAAUUUUGAAAUGACGACUUAGAGGUUUUACUGUAGUUGAAACGAAUAGAAAGAAACUUGUUUCGGACGAGUCCCUCUUAGGACAGGAUUUUUUAACUAGAGACAACAGUGAUUCUCUUUUAUACUCGUUCGAGUUUAGUUUUAUUCGUAGACAAUCCUAUCGACGUACUUAAUUUUAAUUUCAUAUGUAUUUAUUGUAAGUUAAAAAUUAGCUCUAUACUGUCUGCACUCAAGUAUUAUAACAAUAGGUGUAGGGAGUGUUUCUAAAACAAUAGUAUCAAGCACAAUUUUUAUCAUUGUAAGGAUAAGAAACUCAUCCUUGCAUUCAAGUACUUUUAUUAUUUUCAACAAGGUACAGAGAAUUAUAUCAAGCACAAUUUUUAUCAUUGUAAGGAUAAGAAACUUUUAUUAUUUUCAACAAGGUGUAGAGACUUCUCUGAGGCACUUUAAUUAAAGUGUCUCAAGAACUUGUUCUUAGUCAAGUAUUUUAGAAACACUUUUAAAGAACAAGCUGCGUGUACUUAAUUAUAACAAAGUCCUGUGACUCUUGUUUUUAUCUGUACUUUAGGACACUGAGUUUUAGGAAUAGUAGAUGAAUAUUUGUUUUCCAUUUCUGACUAUUCCUGCUCCUCCUUCUCCCCGGACUAACGCAAAGUCCCAAAGGAAAAAAAAGAAAGAAAAAGAUGAAAACUGCGUGAAAUCAAAAAGAGGAAAAAAUUUGUUCGAAAGUGGCUGAGAAAUGCAAAUUCGUGCCAAAUCAUCGAGUCUUCUCUAUUAUGCGACUCGUUACGUAGGUGUUAAGCGUAUUUGAACCCGUAUUAAACUAGCGAGUACGAGUAUCCGUGAACCGUAAUUAAGUAUCGUUGUUCCGCGUACGAAGUAGUUUGUUAUUGGCAGCUGUCGCGAGAUGCUAGAAACGUAAGAAAGAUGAAUAUUUGUUGUUGGAAGAAAAUACGUCAAUCAUAUUCUAUCGCAGAAGCUAUAUAUACGUCCACGACUUUUUUACACCGGUAAUAAGCGUUCCAACUAUAGUUGUAUCAAGAUCUGAGGAAAAAUGAACUUGAAUUGAAGAUUUGUCGAUCGGUGAAAAUGAGCAUUUUUUAUGCGUCCGAUACAUGCGUGCAGUAGCCCGACUACUUCGGCUUCGCUCGGGUACAGUCGGGCUGAUUCGGACGAGUUCCCGCGGGCCGCGACAUGGAAUGAAAUUCAUUUCAAAUAAAUUCGUUACAAGUAUUAUUUUUCCAGAUAAAAAUUAUGGAACAUAUUGAAGCUCUAAUUAUUAAAAAUGGGAAUAGUUAAUUUUCGAAUUUCAAAUUUCAAGCUUUCUAUUUACUAUUGUACAAUAGUAAUAUUAUUUAAAAUAUUUUUCUAUUGUUUUCUUUUAAUUAUUUAGUUACGUGUAAUUUGCAGCGUCGGUCAUCGAUAACCCCCAUGGCAUUCAACGUGGUAAAAAAACUCUGAAACUAUAAUUCAGGUGUUCAUAUAUUAUUUAUUUAUUGUUCGUUGAAAUUAUUAUCAAGAAUUUAUUCGGUUCUUCAUAAGGUCAAGUUCAUUCUUCCUUCGAGUCUAUUAUAGCAGUUACAAUAAUAACGAAGAAACGAGAGAAACAAUAACGAACGUACUACUACUAUAUUAUUACACUAUAGUCGCAGUAUUUAAUCGUAUAUAUGUAUACGUAUAUAUACAAUGCAUAUGUUGUUACGAGAGAUUAUUAUACAAGGCGAGAAGAGAAGUUUCAAUUUGUAGCUUUCUUAUAACCGACCACAGUGGUAAAUUGAGUUACUUCGAAGUGUUGUUAUACGACGAAGAAAAUGAUUCUAAUUAGGAACGUGCGGCCCGACUAGUCGGGUCGGUUCGGGAAACAUCGGGCGGGCUCGGGCGGGCCUCCGAUGCAUGCGUGCAGUCGGGUAGAAUCGGGCUGAUUCGGACGAGCUACCGCGGGCCGCGACAUGGAAUGAAAUUCAUUUCAAAUAAAUUCGUCACAAGUAUUAUUUUUCCACUUAAAAAUUAUCGUAUUCCAAAAUUCCAUAUAAAACAGAUUUUGCACAUGCUUAUUGCAAGUAUUAAUAAAUAUAUGAGAGUCGGGUCGCGGCCCGACCGAAGCCGAAUCGGACGCCCGCCCGAGCCCGUAAUAUCGGGUACCCGCACAUCCCUAAUUCUAAUGCUUUUAACACGUUGAACGCCAUGACACCAGUGACCCCUGAAUAAUUAAAAGAAAACAAUAGAAAACCAUGAUUUCAAGUAAUAAUGUGAAAUGGCAAAUCGAAAGCUUGAAAUUUGAAAGUUCAAAAUUAAUUAUUACUAUUCUUAGUAAUUAGAGUUUUAAUACGUCCCACAAAAAAUGCCCCAUUUCACUGUGGCGUUCCACGUGUUAACAAAAAACAGUGAAGAAGCUCGUUACUCUAAAAACAAUAGAAUCAUUUUCGUUGUGGAUUCGCACAAUAACUCGUUGUUUUUAUUGUACAUCAACCAAAGGUCGUCAACCCUUUCAGAUCUUCUUCUGAUUGUUCCAUAAAAUGUUGUUCAAUUGUGCUUGUUGUUAUUGCCAAAGGUUGCAUAAAAGGAUCCAGAAUGUAUUCUUGUACACAUUUCCCACUUACUCGCCUCUGAUAGUGAUUUAUUUUUUUAAAACAAACGAUACACGAUCUGUAAAGGGGUUGACUGAUUAAAACAGAACUGGCCAGAUGAUCAAACAAAAAGCAGAAAUGAUUUUCUCUUGCAAUAAUGUUAUCCACUUAUCUGGUUGGUUGCAAUUGAAUAUUUUUGUAAAAGGAUUGUAGUGCGAUUUCACACCGACCGAGUAAUCAGAAAUCAGCAUGCGACAUGCUAAUUAACCGUGAAUGCGUGUUUCGCAUCUCUUUCAGAUAGACGCUUUAUAAAAACAAACUGUUUACCAGCGAUCAGCAGUGCCGUAUAUAUUUAUACUGGGUAUCUUUCCCAUGGACAUGUCGUUAACUAUGAUAUACUCCAAGUGUAGUUAUUAUAUUAGUAGCCACGUUAACUUUCUGCAUGCCAAAAUAAUUGUAACUUGUUUUUAAACAUUCCCAAUUGUCUUAAUUUAUGCCAUAAUUGUAAGAUUAUUAUUAUUGUGUAUCCUAGUUUUUCAAAGAACUUUUUGGCAUUCAGAAAGUUAGAGAAGAAUUUUGAUGACAAAAGGUGAAGAAUAGUAGCAGAAUAAUUAUGAAGAGGAGAACUGCGUUAUCAUUAUUUAAUGUUUCUUUAAAGCUUUCUGUACACCUUAUCAUUUUUCAUUGAAUAUUACAUCUCUCCUCGUUAAAGCAACAAAGGGAAAAUGUCAUCACAGUACUCCGUAGCAUUAAAAGAGCAAUUUGAUAAAAUUCUAACAUAUUAAUGUCCACGUAAAUGUAAGAAUUAUGAGCCAGUCAGUAAUGAAAGAAUAAUACCUCAGUGGAGAAAUAAUAUAAAAGGAAAAACGCAUUGCCAUCGCAGGUAUAUUUGGAUUCAUAAUUACGCUCAAUAUAUUCACUAUAUUCAACAAUUAUGUACCAGAUUGUAAAUGUGUUAAUACAUACAUACAUAUAUAUAUA